AUGAAUCUGUCGUUCGCCGGUUGCGGUUUCCUGGGCAUCUACCAUGUCGGUGUUGCGGUGGCAUUCAAGAAGUAUGCGCCCCAUCUGCUCCUGCACCGGAUUAGCGGCGCUUCAGCCGGAGCCCUGGCCGCCUGCUGUCUCCUUUGCGACAUGCCGCUCGGUGAAAUGACGUCGGAUUUCUUCCGGGUGGUGAACGAGGCCCGAUCGCACUCGUUGGGACCGUUUAGCCCACGGUUCAAUAUCCAGACCUGUUUGCUGGAGGGACUGCAGAAGUUUCUGCCUCCUGAUGCGCAUGAACGCGUCAACGGCAAACUGCACAUUUCGUUGACUCGCGUGUACGACGGCAAGAACGUGAUCGUGUCCCAAUUCAACAGUCGUGAGGAUCUCUUGCAGGCACUUUUGUGUGCUUGCUUCAUACCGGUGUUCUCUGGGUUGUUGCCACCGAGGUUCCACGGUGUCCGGUACAUGGACGGAGCGUUUUCCGACAACCUGCCAACGCUGGACGAGAACACGGUCACGGUCAGUCCGUUCUGUGGUGAAAGUGACAUCUGCCCGCGCGACAACAGCUCGCAGAUGUUCCACGUGAACUGGGCCAACACCAGCAUCGAGCUGUCGAAGGAAAACAUCAAUCGGUUUGGGCGCAUCCUGUUCCCACCGAAGCCCGAGAUCCUGUCGUCCUUCUGUCAGCAGGGUUUCGACGAUGCGCUCAACUUCCUGCACCGUAACAAUCUCAUCAGCUGCACGCGCUGCCUCGCUGUACAGUCGACGUUUGUGGUUGCGGAACAACCUGCUCCGAACCUUGAGCAGCAGAUCCUGGAGGAGUACGAUCCCGAGUGCAGCGAGUGUAAGGAGUGUACGCAGCACCGUAAGAACGCGCUUGUCGGUAGCAUGCCGGAUAACGUGCUCACCGUGUUCCAGACGUACAUUGAGCAGGCGAACAAGGGUCUCAUCAACUGGGUAUUCCGGCACCGGGGUGGCAAGUUACUAACAGCGCUCUCGCUUCCGGCUGUCCUGCCAGCUGACAUCAUGUGCGCAACGCUAACGAAGCUGGCGGCAAUGGGUGUCCUCGAUCGGCAGCGCGUCCUGGCGCACUUCGAAAGCCUUCUAGCCUAUCGACUGAUGGGCGCGGCACCGUCGAUAGGCAAGCAGAUCUGGGCGAUGAGCGAGUUUGUGCUGAAAAACCUGAACACGAUCCUCCUGAAGGUGCGCCGGCGACAGAAGGCACAGCUGACCGCGAACCUGCAGUGUCAGAUCGCGCUGACUGAGUACAACCAAGGAGCAGGACAGCAGCACCAUCAACACAGCCACCGCAGCUCGAUUAUUGACAUGCGACUGGAUGAUGGAAAAUCCUUCAGCAAAGAGAUCGCCUCAGGAUACUCUUCCGGUCAUCAUUCGGCGGUGGGUGACAUCGACGCCUUCGAUCACAUACUGCAGGUUUCUUCCCAUCACGACGCAAUGUACGCUUACUACUACAUGGACGAAGACAAUAAGGUUAAGGUGACGGAAAUAUUUGACAUGAGCGAAAGCGACAAUCCUGCUCUACAGACUGCCAACGAGCGCGAGGCGAACCAACAGCUCGAGUUCGACACGGACUGGGAAACGACACAGCCAGAUUUCCUCUACGCCAACUCGUACGGUGGAGACAAUAUAAUUGACAUCGAAGAGUUCGAUCCCAGCAUCUUUAUGAGUGGAAACCACCAUCAUCUCAUGAGCGGUGGCAACAACAACAACUCCGGACCUCCUAACACCUUGACGCAGUAUCCGAUCAACCCGUGGGAGUGCUCGCAGGUGCAGAUCGAGGAGCUGCCGACCGACUUCAACGAUCCCUCGCUCGAACCAGAGGCAGACCAGCAGACGAGCCUGCUGUCGGAAUCGGCCACCCUGCUGCUGAGCAAACCACCUUCGUCCUACUCGAUCGAAAUGUAGAAAUAGUGCCGGCUAGUGCUAGUGAACUGAGCGUACCAGUUUGGGGCGUAGCCGAAG
This is a messenger RNA of Anopheles nili, 1983 nucleotides long. RefSeq names its product patatin-like phospholipase domain-containing protein 2. The record is from RefSeq and is a predicted model, not a curated record. Gene Ontology annotation, biological process: triglyceride catabolic process; lipid homeostasis. The transcript is spliced from 9 exons. Gene Ontology annotation, cellular component: cytoplasm; lipid droplet; membrane. Bases 1 to 1926 code for a protein of 641 amino acids. Gene Ontology annotation, molecular function: triacylglycerol lipase activity. Lineage: Eukaryota; Metazoa; Arthropoda; Insecta; Diptera; Culicidae.